Cimex lectularius (bed bug) is the source of this 2649-nucleotide messenger RNA. Its product is annotated as xylulose kinase. Gene Ontology annotation, cellular component: cytosol. The record is from RefSeq and is a predicted model, not a curated record. The coding region runs from base 127 to 1722 and encodes 531 amino acids. Gene Ontology annotation, biological process: xylulose metabolic process; D-xylose metabolic process. NCBI's taxonomy places the organism in Eukaryota, Metazoa, Arthropoda, Insecta, Hemiptera, Cimicidae. Gene Ontology annotation, molecular function: D-xylulokinase activity. The transcript is spliced from 13 exons.
CAGGUGACCUCAAGGCUCAGUGUCGGAUCAUCAGUGACAGUCGGAGUCGGUUGACUUGUCAAGUUCUCAUCGGUGCUUACAUGUGAAAAUCUAGCGAUGAUUUAAAGAAUAAAUCAUCCAGCUACCAUGUCGCUUGACGGGGAAAAAGUUUUCCUGGGUUUUGACUUCAGCACUCAACAGCUGAAAAGCGUCGUGAUCAACAGCAAAAGAGAAGUCCUUCAUGAAGCCCAUGUACUGUUCGACAAUGAUUUACCAGAAUUCAGGACACACAAUGGAGUGGUCAAAGGCGAUAAGAAGGCCGUGACAACACCUGUAUUAAUGUGGGUAAAAGCACUCGACAUGAUACUUGAGAAGCUCAGGGUUUGCGGUGCUGACUUUUCCAAAGUCUGCGCCGUCUCUGGAUCAGCACAGCAACACGGCACAGUGUACUGGUCCUGCGGCGCCGGUGAAGUCCUGAAAAACCUCGAUGAUAGCCAUUUCCUCCACACCCAAUUGGCAUCCAGCUUCUCAGUCACAAGCAGCCCGAUCUGGAUGGAUGGAAGUACAAAAAAACAAUGUGUAACUCUGGAAAAAGCCAUUGGCGGACCGAUUGAGUUAGCAAAGCUCACAGGGUCCAAAGCUUAUGAGCGAUACUCAGCAGCUCAGAUUGCAAAAAUAGCGGAGACCAAGUCAACAGCAUAUAAAAAUACUGAGAGAAUAACGCUUGUUAGUAACUUUGCUUGUUCACUUUUACUCGGAAGGUAUGCACCCAUUGAUUAUUCAGAUGGUUCAGGAAUGAAUCUGUUAGAUUUAAGUACAAAACAAUGGUCACCUGCUUGCAUGCAGGCUACUGCUGUGGAUUUGGAAGAAAAACUUGGCGAGCCAGUACCGACGAAUACUCCCCUCGGUAAAAUAUCCAAGUAUUUUGUCGAAAGAUUUGGUUUUAAUGAGGAUUGCAAGGUUAUCGCAUUUACCGGGGAUAAUCCUUCUUCUUUAGCAGGUAUGUGCUUAAAUGAUGGUGAUUUGGCCGUCAGCCUUGGGACAAGCGAUACGAUUUUUAUGUGGCUCAAAGAGCCUGUUCCACUCGCAGAAGGUCACAUACUCAUCAAUCCAGUAAAACCUGACGAGUACAUGGGUCUCCUUUGCUAUAAGAAUGGUUCAACAACAAGGGAUAGAUUGAGAAAAAUAUACGCAAACAGUUGCUGGGAGGAAUUUAACUCGCUCCUUGAUAGCACGCCACGUGGAAACUUUGGCUAUAUGGGGCUUUAUUUUGAUUUCGAGGAAAUAAUGUUACCUUUGCAAGGGGAUUUCAGGUUUGAUAAAGCAGGCAAUGAUAUUGAUAAAUUCCCUUCGCCAGAAAUUGAAAUUAGAGCGCUUGUUGAGGGUCAGUUUUUGGCAAAACGAGCUCAGCUUGAAGAUUUAAAUAUACAUAUCGGUGAAAAUACAAGAAUUAUAGCAACCGGGGGUGGUUCUAAAAACCGUUCAAUUCUACAGGUCAUGUCUGAUGUAUUUUCAUCUCCAGUUUAUACACUGGAUUAUACAAAUAUAGCAGCCCUUGGAGCUGCAUACAGGGCUUUAGAUUUUUCAAAAUCUGUAGAAGAGAGGGAAGAAAAGACUGAACAAACAACUUCCCAACUCACUCUCUGUUGCAAACCGUUUACUGAUUCAAAAGAGCUGUAUGAUCCAAUGGUUGUGAGAUACAGAACAAACAUAAGCAAACUUCUUUCAAAACAAACUGAAUGAAGUCUAUCUCAACAAUUCGAACUACUAAGUGCAGUCAGGUGUAUACUUUUUUUGUUAUUUAUUAUAAACAUUGUCUAUCUUCUGUUAUAUAAUCAAUAUUUUAUUUAAAUUUGCAAUAUUUUGAGAUAAAAGUGUUACCAAUACCAAGUGGAUAUAAUUUUAAUAAUUUUUAUUGUAAUUUCCUGUGAGAGUCGUAAAAUAAGUUCAUCUAAGUACAAUUUGUUUCUUUAGUGAUUCUUCUAUAUACAGAAGUACGUAAACAUCAUAUAUGUAGUUUUAAAAAAAUCAUUUAAGUUUAAUAGGCAGUUGUGUUCAUUUAAAAAAAUUCUCCUCUUAUUGCAUUUAUCAAGUAGAAAUUAACUGUUACUGGGAAUUUAACUACAAUCAAGCCAAUACAUUUUUACGUUCCGCAAGUUGUGUCUUAUUCCCUCAAAUCUUCAUUUUAUAACCAAAGGAAAUCUUAAGUUAUAAAAAAAUGUGCUCUCUUACUCAUUCCUAAUAUCUGUGAGUUUUUUUUGUUUUUUUAACAAACUGAUGUAUUUAGUUUUUACAGGACAAUCAACCCCAGUUUACCAUGUUGUCAAAGCCUCAAAUCCUUAUGGACUCUCAAUCUCUGUCUAAACAUUGUAAAAUUGUAUAACCGGGGUUUUUACAAUCAUGCUUACAUAAUUGACUGAUCAAAUCUAAAAAUAACCACGUUUAUAAUGUUGACUUAUUAGGAAUUAAUAUUAUUUAACAAAUACUUCUGAGUUGUAAUUAAUUUUUAACAUCAUUCCAUUAUAUAAUUAUAUUUUGCAAAAUAAUUUUCUAGUCCAAGAGACAUAUAAUUAAGUUAAGUUAAAUGUCUUCCCUUGUUUUAUUCUAAUAAAUUAUUUAAUUUGUUUUAUCAACAAAGAAAAUCAAAUUAUACUUUUUGUUUAUUUAAAC